This is a messenger RNA of Trichoplax adhaerens, 315 nucleotides long. RefSeq lists its product as uncharacterized. The transcript has a single exon. NCBI's taxonomy places the organism in Eukaryota, Metazoa, Placozoa, Uniplacotomia, Trichoplacea, Trichoplacidae. The coding region runs from base 1 to 315 and encodes 104 amino acids. Gene Ontology annotation, molecular function: protein binding. The record is from RefSeq and is a predicted model, not a curated record.
AUGCGAAUAAGUGUCCUAGCGCUUAAUGAUAUCCUAAUAGCUUAUGCAUACUUUCAUGCUGCUGUUUGUUGCGAACAUUUAGGAAAGCUUGAAGAUGCUAUAACCUUUCAUCAAAGAUCGAUCAACAUUACAUCAAAAGCACUUGGAGAGAGGCAUCCUUCUAUUGCCGAAAAAUAUGAAGAUAUUGGAUGUAUUCUAGCUCGAUUAAAUAGAAAAGGCAAAGCUACUGCUAUGUAUUCAUAUGCUGCAAAGCUUCGUAGUGAUCCUUAUCCUGAAAUCAUAGUUGAUCGAAAGCGUAAAAUUGAUGACGAUUAG